Molecule: messenger RNA, 330 nt
Organism: Achroia grisella
Lineage: Eukaryota; Metazoa; Arthropoda; Insecta; Lepidoptera; Pyralidae
Product: craniofacial development protein 2-like
Exons: 1
Coding region: 1-330 (109 amino acids)
Biological process (GO): chromatin remodeling
Cellular component (GO): nucleus
Source: RefSeq, a predicted model, not a curated record
AUGGUUCUGAACAUUAUUAGUGUGUAUGCUCCUCAGACUGGAAGUGAUGAAGACGUAAAAGCAAAGUUUUGGGAAGAUUUUGAUGGUUUGAUGAUAGGUAUUCCAGAAAAUGAAGAGGUAUAUGUUGGAGGGGAUUUUAACGGACAUGUAGGCGUACAUAAUGAAAACUAUGAUAGAGUUCAUGGGGGGAGGUCGAUUGGUAUACGAAACGAGGAUGGCGAAUCUUUAUUAGAAACUGCUUCAGCAUUUGACCUGGCUAUAGUAAACACUUGGUUUAAAAAAAGGAACACCUUAUCACCUAUAAAAGUGGUCACCAUGCGACACAAAUAG